Molecule: messenger RNA, 6418 nt
Organism: Mytilus trossulus (common blue mussel)
Lineage: Eukaryota; Metazoa; Mollusca; Bivalvia; Mytilida; Mytilidae
Product: chondroitin sulfate synthase 1-like
Exons: 3
Coding region: 181-2556 (791 amino acids)
Cellular component (GO): Golgi cisterna membrane
Molecular function (GO): glucuronosyl-N-acetylgalactosaminyl-proteoglycan 4-beta-N-acetylgalactosaminyltransferase activity
Source: RefSeq, a predicted model, not a curated record
GGACGACCUUUGACUUUUAGCCUCCUCACCUAUUUUCUCAACGGAAGUAAAUGAUUUCCAUUCAUAACGAAACAUGUUGCUCAUUGGAGUGAAAAGCUUUGAUGUAUUUACAGCUCGACAGAAUAAGAAUGGAUAAAAUUUACUUAACUUUCUCGUAAUGAUAAGACUUGGUCUUGGGGAAUGUGGACCAUGGGUAAAAAGAAUGGACUGAGAAGACACCAUUUUGCUGGAAUUGUGUUAGGAUUAUGCUUUGGAAUAAUUUUGUCAUCUUGGUGUAGACAUAAGAUAUUACCUUGUGCACCAUUGGCAGGUAAAUGUUGUCGUACAAUCCAUGUAAACUAUCAUGUCAACAUUGCUGUUGAUCAUCUUGAAUUUCACAAUAAUCAUGCUUUACCAGAAGUUGUAGUAAAGAAACCAAAAGAAGGCUUAGAUUUGAAUAGUUAUAUCAACAAAAAUGACAAAAAUUUCCUUCUUAUUGGUGUGAUUACAGCAAAAAAAUAUCUUGAUACCCGAGCUGUUGCAGCUUUUAAUACUUGGACCAAUUCUUGUAGUGGAACCUGCAAAGUCAUCUUCUUCUCCAGUGAAGGAUCAACAACCGAAAAAGAAAUUCCACUGGUUAGUUUAGACGGUACUGAUGAUUCUUAUCCACCUCAGAGAAAGUCUCUUUUGAUGUUAAAAUACAUGCAUGAUAACUAUAUCAACAAUUUUGAGUGGUUUAUGCGUGCUGAUGAUGAUGUUUUUGUUAAAGGGGACAAAAUUGAAAAGUUUCUACGCUCUGUAAACAGCUCUGUUCCCCAUUUCAUUGGCCAAGCUGGUUUAGGAAAAAAGGAAGAAAUAGGAAAACUUUUUUUGAACAGACAUGAAAACUUUUGCAUGGGAGGGCCUGGAAUUCUGUUCAGCCACACUACCUUGAGGCAUGUUGGCCCACAUGUACACAGUUGUAUUGAAAACUUGCUGACAACUCAUGAAGAUGUUGAAGUUGGUAGAUGUGUACGCAGAUAUACUGGUUCAUCCUGUACCUGGGCAUUUGAGAUGCAGAGUUUAUUUUAUCAGAAUUAUAAAGAGGAGAAAGGAUCAUUUAAAACAACGCUUAAAGACAAAUCAGUGAGGAAAGCAUUAACUCUGCACUCUAUAAAGGAUCCACAACAGCAGUACAGAAUACAGAAUUAUCUUCAUUCUUCACAUAUACAAGAUCUGCACCAGAAAGAGCUUUAUUUACAAAGAGAGAUAACUCAAAUUGAACAAAAUUUAGGCAUUUUGAAACCAACUGAUAGUAUUACAAGACAAGGGAUGAUGCCUUCAUUGACUAAAUAUAAACCUAAAGAUAGAGAUGAGGUGUUGACAUGGGACUUCCUGUCUAAAUCUAUUAUGUCUCAUCGGAAUCUAAAUCCUAAACGUGGUAUAAAUAAACCAUUAAAACAUGCUUUAGAAGACAAUAUCAACCAAGUUUUACAAAUAAUGAACAAAAAUGCAAGACAGAAAGGGAGAACAAUAGACUAUAAAGAUUUAUGGUAUGGAUACCGAAGAGUUAGUCCCCUUUAUGGCGCCGACUAUAUUUUAGAUCUAUUACUUACGUACAGGAAGCAUAAGGGAAGAAAAAUGACAGUCCCAGUAAGAAGACAUGCAUAUCUUCAUCAGACAUUUGGAGAGGUAGAAUUCAUUGAGGAUCCUACAACAGCUUCCUUAAACAUUGAGCACAAAGCAUCAAAUUCACCAUUUACAUUUACCAGUUUAGGUAAAGGUGGAAAAUCAUCAGAAAUCAUUCAUUUCAUUUUGCCACUGGCUGGCAAAGUUCCUGUAUUUAAAAGAUUUAUGCAAAACUAUGAGGAGGUAUGUCUCAAAACCAAAGAAGCCACACAGCUUCACAUUGUUGUGUUCAAUAGUGAGUCAGAUUCAUCAUCAAUUAAAUCACUGAUCAGUAUUGUUGGUCAAUACCAAAAAAGGUACGGUGGUGCCGACAUUGAAGUCAUCUAUGCUGAUGGUCCAUUUGCCAGGGCGAGGGCUUUGGAUCUUGGAAUGUCUCAGUUAAAUGAGGACUCUUUACUUUUCUUCAUAGAUGUAGACAUUUUAUUUAAUAAACACGCGUUGUUAAGAAUACGUUAUAAUACAAUUAAAGAUAUACAAGUGUAUUAUCCUAUCGUCUUUAGUCAAUAUGAUCCAUCUUUAAUUUGUUCAAAUUCAAACUCAUGUGAGGUAAAGUGGACCAAUUUCACAUCAGAUCUUGGAUAUUGGAGAAGCUUUGGUUAUGGCAUUGUUAGUACCUACAAACGAGAUCUUAUAUCUGUCGGUGGGUUAGACACGUCCAUUAAAGGAUGGGGAAAAGAAGACGUUGACCUUUAUACAAAGUUUGUUGAAAGUAAUUUAACGUUAUAUCGUAGCAUAGAUCCCCGGUUAGUCCAUGCAUUCCAUCAAGUCAUCUGCGAUGCUAAACUGAAUGAAGCACAGUACCAGAUGUGUAUAGGAUCAAAAGCAUCUAGUUUUGGAUCGCAAUGGCAGCUUUCUAAUAUUGUAUAUAGUUUACCAAACGUUUUAGACAAGAAAGAUGGAAGGAGAUAAUAUUGAGUUGUUUUACUAGAAUUUUAUUGUUAUUUUUUUUAAGGAUUUUUAGCAAUUUUUAUUUCAUUGUCAUUUUUCUCAAAUACAUUCAAUUAAUAUAUUUUGUUAUGUAGAAAAACACAUAUAUAUGUGAAAAUGUGAGAUGAUGCAUACAGGCUUAUGUAUUUUUGAAAAAGUAAUUUUAAAUAAUAUUUUAUAUUUACCAUCCAGCAUUAUCAGUAUUUUAUCCAUCAAAAUGUGUAUAAUGAUGUUGUGUGAUGUCAGUAUUUUUGUAAAUACAUUUGUUAAUGUCAUGGUUGAGAUUUUUAUAUCAUAGCCAAAUGAGGUGUAUAAUGGUUUGUAUACACGAAGCUGCCAAAUUAUUUUUAUUGUAUUUAUUUAAUUGUUGAAAUAUUUUCAAAGUUUGUAGAUGAAAGUAUGGGAAGGCUUUAAGACCAUUUUUGGUGCUGACACUAUUCUUUUUAAAUUAAAAUUUGUGACUUUACAGAUAUACAACAUCAAUGAACAUGUACAAUUUACCCAUCUGCAAUUUUUUUCAUGAUUAACAAAGAUUAAGUAAGCUGUAAACAAAUUUACUGGGGAUUCUAUUAUUUUCCAUGAGAACAGAUUUUAAUGAAUAACAUGUUUAAAGAAAAGCAUAUUUUCAUUGAUACCUGACUUUCUUGUUUUAAAUAUGUCUGCAUACAAGAUUAUGGAACUAUAAAUAAAAGUGGUGGUCAACUUUUCCCUACAAGCCAAAUAUAAUGUUUUGUAACAUCCUCCUUAUGGUACAUCUGCCAUGAGUGAUAAUGUCUGUGUUUAUCAUAGCUUUAACCCACACCAAACAGCUGAGGAUCCAAAACUUUUUGUACAGGUAGGGGGGCUGCUGACUGACCUAAAGGGGUGGGGGCUGCUCCAGUCCUGCUUCAGUAAUAUUUCAAAUUUCACUGUAGGAGUAGACAACUGUAAAGUAUAAGGCAAGGAGACAUUUAUAUUGAGAUGAUUGAUUUGUUUUCCUUACUCAUGAUGGAGUUCAGUAAAACUUUUAUCUAAUAUCAAAACUCUUAUAUGAACAAUAUUAUCAAUUCACCAAGUAUUUGAUUUGCAUUAUACUUUAUUUCUUUCAAUAUAAUUUGUGGUAAUUAUAAAGUUACAUUUUAUUCACACCAUCAGUUUUCAUUUUCCAUGUUGGGACUCAUGGUGCACAUAAAUCUGUUUGUAUAUUGAUAUCCCUGCUAGUGAAGUUGGGAGCAAUUUAAAGUUUUCCCUGGAUUGAGUUCAAUAUUGUAGCAGCUACAUAGCCGCUACGUAGCUUCUAUCAAUAUCUAUGUAAAAACUAGUCUAUAGCUACAUAUUCAAUAGUCAAAAUCUACAUAGCACUUCAUAGCCACUAUGAUAAUCAAUGCAACCCAGUUAAUAUUCCAUUAUACUUUAUGAUGGUUCUGUAAUUUUCAUGAAUCAGGGUACUGGUAGUUAGCUUUAUAUGAUAGUGUGCAUCAUGGGAAAUCAGUCCUGCUAAUUUUUAACAACUGGUAAAUUUUAUUUAGUUUUCUAUUCUUUGACUCAAAAAGACAUACAUGUAGUUAGUAUAAAUUUUACAUAAUUGUUCAUUUUAAAUGUACACUGCUUGGCUUUGUUAAAAUCAUGAGAUGGAUAAAAAAGCCAUUUCAGUAUUCAGAGAAAUAGCAAUAAAUCAGAAAAUGUUCCUGCAUGCUGGCAUCAGUUUGGAAUUUUAGUUUAUUGAUGACAUACCAAUUAAAACAAUAAACAUUUAUUUCAAACCAUAUUCUAAUGAAACUUCGACUGGGUUUAAAACUUAUUACACCAAAAAUUAGUUGUAUACAUAGCAACAUGUCAUGUUAGUGAAAUUUCUUGAAUAAUUUUAUUAGUAAUGUUAUCCAAUAAAAAAUUGAAUAUGAUGCGAGAGAUUUUCACAAUGAUUCAAAGCUAAAAUAUCUUUACAAUAUUGUGUUUGCUUGUUGGAAUAACUGUGUAAAAAAAAGAUGUUUGGGUGUUUGUAAAUACAAUUGUUUUAAUGUGUAUGUGUACGUGUGUUUUAGUCAAUGCUGUGUAUUUGUGUAAUAUAUAGUAGUGUAUUUCAUAAAGUUUUUAAUUUGUAGACCAAUUAUGGUUGUAUAAAUUUGUAAUAUGGCCUUUAUAGAAAGUAUAUUUUUAAUAGCAUUUAAUUUUAGCCACGAUUUUCCUUAUUGUUAUAUGUUCAUGGUAGUGUUACUCUUCUUACCUAUUUAUAAAAUAUGAAUUGUUGAAAUCAUACUGAAUAUUCAUGAAAUAUUUACCAUUGACAUAGGCAAAGAGCAAUCAAUUAAUUAAUCAUUGAAAAUAAUUCAAAGAAUUAAAAUAAAGUAUCUGUAAGCUUAGGAUAACAUUUUUAAUACAUUGACUUUAAUUUAUUAUAUAGUUUUUAACCUUGACAGUAGAUAUUUGUGUGCCUUCGGAAGUUACGUAAAUCAUAUUUAAAAAAAAUACAGUCACAUAGUUUUUAGUCUUUUCUUCCUGAAAUCUUUUAUUUUUUCGUUGUUUUUUCUGUCGAUGUAAUCAAGAGUUGUGUGAUAGCCUUUUAAAUCAAAAGCUUCCAAUUUAAUCAAAUAGAUUUGUAUGUAUUGAUAGCCUGAUAGUGACACCCAAAAUUGGUAUCAGCUUUAUAAAAUGACUUUAUAUGCAUUUACACUGCAUGAAAUUUUGAUAGUAUUUUUACCAUGCAAGAAAUCUUUUGUUAAUUUUUACAUAAAGAUUUUUCUGCAAUCUUCCAGCAUAUAACUAGUGAUCAGAUGUUUCAACUAUUUAAUUUUUCUUUUCAAUUAUAUUUACAAAUUUUAAACACCAUAUGAGGUAUUUUAGUAAUGAGGGAUGAGGGAUUUGUUACAGGUCCUUUUACUUUCAUUUGUAAAUUUGACAUAGGGUAAAACAAUGUGUCUAUUGUAGAAGACUUUGUUUAACUUAAGAUGACUUUUUGAUUCUCUGUGCUGUUACAUCACUGUCUCAUUCACUUUUCACACAUCAUCUUUUUAUGCCACCAAUGCUAAGUGAAAAAGGCAUUAUUUCUUACCCUAGUCUGUCUGUCUGUCUGUCUGUCUGUCAAUUUGUAUGUAUGACCCAAAAAUUGGUUUCUCUUCUCCAACUUUACUUAGCCUCUACCAAAUGUUAUUAAACUUAUACCAAAUGCUAAAUUCCACCAAGCACUGAUCAAAUUCAUACACAGUACCUACCACUACCAAAUUUCUUGAGUUAUAUCCCUUUGUAAAUCGCAGUAUAUUUACAGGAUAUCUUCUUUAACUAGUAUAUAAAAUAUAUCUAACACAACACUUUUAAGUUUUAUGAGAGAGAAAUAAAAAAAUCUGUUUGAUUGUUUAUUCUAAAGCUUGGUUGUUAGAACUAUUUUGUGUAGAUGUUUCUUUAUAAUUACAAUUUUUGAAGCUGUGUACAAUGCUCUAUAUUAUUUUAUAGAUUUUAGAUUUAAAUAACCCACCAAAGUUUUUUUUAGAUGAUAAUUCUUUAGACCCUCUCUGUGAUAGAUGAAUUGCAUGAAUCUUAUUUAAUUGUAUACAUGAACUUACAAGUUUAUAAAUGUCUUUAAUCAUCCUGAGUGUUUUCUACUGUAAAAUUAUGUAAUUCUUCAUUCAUUGAACAUCUUGUAAACAAAUAUAUUUACAUGUAUUUGAUUUCUUUCUUUUUUUUUACCAGAAUAAUCAUUUAAUGGACAUUGCAUUAGGAAUACGACACACAAACUUUUUGUGUUAUGUUGUCCUUUGUUCCUGUCUUCUCACUCUCCAUAAAGUAAAGAUUCUCAUUGCAAUAUUGAAAUCAAAAUACUGCAUUUUUGUUCUCAGAAAGAAUUGCUUAGCAUUUUUUAUGCCCCCCCCCC